AUGGCAUCCGAGGUAGCCAAAUUUCUGAUGAAACAAUACACAGAUUCCAUCGAUGAAGACGAUUCACAAUCUUCGGAUGCAAUCUUUGCCAGGUUCAAAGCCAUCAGUAAGGAGUUGAAGUCUAAAAGUACAGCGUUAAGCAUCCCUGAAAAGAUUUCAUGUCUUUCCGAUCUGAACGACGCCCUCACCGAGUGGGGGAUCCUCAAGGAGCAGAACAAGUCGAUCAGGAGGAUUUUCUUCUGCCAUGAUCGUGUGGCUCGCUUCAGAGAGCGCUCAGCUAUCAACGGUAGACUCAACGACAUCGAAACAUCGAUAAACCGCCAGGAAGAUUCUUCGAUCUCCGUCCAAUCGAACCAACGAAAUUUUCGGCCGGCUGAUGAUCAUAGUCCAACCGACUCACCAACUCGAACUAGUUCUAUCGAGGUCGACAAGUCCUCCAAUAAACUCGAGGAGAAAAUGGUUGGUUGGCUCUUGACGCCGGGGGAUGACUUCACGGCCGUCGGGAUUUGUGGGAUGAGUGGUUCGGGCAAGACGGCGCUUGUUAAAAACGUUUUGGAACAAAAAGCCGUUACAGACAAAUUCAAGCGUAUCAUUUGGGCUCCCCUCUCGGAUUUUAUAACCUGCGAGGAAGAGAUAGAUGUCAGGGUUGUUGAAUAUCUGCUGUAUCGUUUGGGCUUAGAUACUGAUAGCGUGGUGGGCAGUUUCGAUGAAAAUAAGGACGGGCUCAUGGAGGAACUAGUGCGUCAAUUACGGAACUCCGAGAAUUAUAUUUUAGUGUUGGAUGACAUGUGGCACUGUAGUGAUUGGUUUGCUGAUCAUUUCUUAGGCAGAUUGAAGAAAAUGAAGGGCGGUGCUGCCAUUGCAACCAGCCGCAGAAAAACCGUGGCUCGAAAAUUCGGUGGAAAGGAUAGACUGAUUCAUCUACCACCUUCAGGUUACAGGGAAAGCGCAUUUCCUCCGGAUAUUGAGACCCAAUCCCAGCCGUCCGCUAGUAAAUCAAACCAGUGAACCUGUCUUCAGCAGGCCAUGACGUCAAGAGCUUUGGAUGGAUUGUUGAGUAGUUAGAUUAGACUGGUUUGAUUUCUCCGGUGGCCACCGAGGAGCUAGGAAAGGAAAGCAUGUU
Molecule: messenger RNA, 1123 nt
Organism: Neltuma alba
Lineage: Eukaryota; Viridiplantae; Streptophyta; Magnoliopsida; Fabales; Fabaceae
Product: probable disease resistance protein RXW24L
Exons: 2
Coding region: 1-1008 (335 amino acids)
Molecular function (GO): ADP binding
Source: RefSeq, a predicted model, not a curated record